CGAUCGAUCGAUCGAUCGGCGCAAGUGAGACGCUGUAAAUAUUUGUCUUUCUUGGUUUUCUAGAGUUAGGGCUCUUGAGGGGUAUCAAAGAAUAUUCUCCGGGCGAGCGACUUAGGGUUCUUGAGGGUAUCAAGGAAUAUUUCCCGUUUUUCUAUAGGGCAUGUAAUGAAGGGAAAUUUGUCUGGCGAGAGAUAUUUUCACUCUCCUGGUUCUUAGGUAUGGCGGCAGUGAGAGAUUGCUAGGGUUUUAGGGGAAAGACGAUUCUCCAGGUGAGAGGGGAGGUCUCUUGGCGAUUGACGAGAAAAGCAUGCCUGUAUGAGCGCGGAGAGCUGGAAAUCCUUUUCGCCGCGGGCGAUGUCCACUUCCACAAACCUGCUGGUGCUUGUGGGAAUUGGCAUUGCCGGAUUGCUCAUCUUCUCCCGGCGCCAGCGAAAGGGCGUCCGCGCCGGCAACGGGGCAUUCAUCCAGUACCUGGAGCUCAAUCCGCCGCCAGCCCCGCCGCCUCCCAGAGCUCCGCCGCCGCUCGCCGGGCUCACUUUCGCCGUCAAGGACAUUUUUGAUAUCGAGGGGUUUAUCACGGGUUUUGGAAACCCCGACUGGCUCAAGACCCAUGGACCCGCGACACAAACCGCUUUCGUUGUUCAGCUCCUUGUUCGUGCUGGAGCGGCGUGCAUUGGAAAGACGCAUAUGGAUGAGCUAGCUUACAGUAUCAAUGGCGAGAACAAGCAUUAUGGAACACCUAUCAAUCCUGCAUCACCGAACAGAGUCCCGGGUGGGUCUUCUAGCGGUUCUGCUGUGGCCGUGGCUGCUGGCCUAGUUGAUUUUGCUCUAGGAACUGAUACUGGCGGAAGUGUGAGAGUUCCUGCUGCCUUCUGUGGCAUCAUCGGGUUCCGACCUUCGCAUGGAACGAUCUCGACGUCUGGAGUUAUUCCGAUGGCUCAGAGCUUUGAUACCGUUGGAUGGUUUGCAAAGGAGCCGAAUGUUCUUCGACAAGUUGGCUACGCUUUGCUGCAGCAACCAUUCAUGGAACCCAGACAGCCACAAAGGGUGAUCAUGGCAGAUGACUGCUUUAGCCUCAGCUCUGCUCCUCCGGAGCGAACCAAGGCGGUCGUUGCCCGAUGCUUUGAACGGGUGCUUGGUAAAAAAACAAUGUCUAACAUGGAUAUUGGCCCAUAUCUCCUAAGCAAGUCACCCAGCCUGCAGGCCUUUUGCGAUGAAACAGCGUCUUCUCCACUUGUAGGAUUAUCGAAAGCUCUCAGUUUGAUACAGAGGUUUGAAUUCAAGACAAAUCAUGAAGCUUGGCUGAGCGGAGUGAACCCAGAUCUGGGACCUGGUAUUCUCGAAAGAGUAAGAGCCGCAUUGAAGACCACUGCAGAGGAAAUUGUUCUUGCUAUGAGUGUGAAGGCUGAAGUGUUCGCUGCAAUGAGCGAGCUUAUGAAGGACGAUGUUCUACUUGUGCUUCCCACAACUCCUGGUCCACCACCAAAGCUAAACACGAAGGGAAAAGCGCUGGAUGACUAUCGUGAAAAAGCAUUUGCGUUGCUUGCGAUUGCUGGGAUGUCCGGCUGCUGUCAGGUGUCGAUGCCCGUAGGGACUUUUGACGAUGCGCCUCUUGCAUUCUCGGUAAUGGCAAGACAAGGUGGUGAUCGCUUUUUACUUGAUGCGGUCCUUGCACUGCAUGUCAUGGUGAAAGAGGACCUCAAAAACAGUGCGCUGCCGCUAGUUAACGCGAAAACAAACGCCGCGGAAGCCGCGAAAGAGAAGGGAAAUCUCGCUUUCAAGAACAAGGACUACCACAAGGCUGUCAGCCAUUACUCGGAAGCUAUUCGCUUAGAUCCUUUGAACAGCACGUACUACAACAACAGGGCUGUUGCUCAUCUCUCGAUGUGCAGCUUCCUACAAGUUGAGGAGGAUUGCAGCAAGGCCAUUGAUCUGGACAAGAAGAAUGUUAAAGCGUAUCUUAGAAGAGGCACUGCAAGGGAAGCUCUGGGCUCUUACCACGAAGCGCACGACGAUUUUCGGCAAGCUCUCGUCUUGGAGCCUACAAACAGGACGGCCCUCGAUGCAGUGAAGCGAUUAAAGAAGGUUUUGUUUGACUAGGUUGAGAGAAACACUUGAAGGAACAGAGAGCGUGAGAGUUCGCGGGAUUUUAAAGUUUGGCGGAUUGUUCGUGGAA
Messenger RNA from Selaginella moellendorffii, 2176 nucleotides. RefSeq names its product translocon at the outer membrane of chloroplasts 64. Gene Ontology annotation, molecular function: protein binding. The record is from RefSeq and is a predicted model, not a curated record. The transcript has 13 exons. Lineage: Eukaryota; Viridiplantae; Streptophyta; Lycopodiopsida; Selaginellales; Selaginellaceae. Bases 316 to 2100 code for a protein of 594 amino acids.